AUGGCAGUAAUAAUGGCCUUGCAUGGCUGUUACUGUAACAAUAUAGAGUCCGUAAAUCAGCGAAGACCAUUCGAUAAUAUUGGUUUUACAAGCUCAAUUUCAGUUCACGAAUUGUUAAAGAAUAAAAGGUCAACAUCUGGUAAGUUUCAUAGAUUUGUGGUGAAAAUGCGGCAGACAGAAACGCCUCCGUCAAACUAUGGUACUAAUGGUAGAGCUGUUAAAAUGGUACCGGUAACUGAGAUAGCGAAAAGAAAGACAGUGUCAGAGAAUAAAGUGGGGAUGGUGAAUGGCUCGAAGCAAGCGGUUAAUGGAGCAAGUUUGGUAAGAAGAGAUCCUGCACCAGCAUUGACAAAGACAAAGAUAGCGAAACCGGAAACCUCUAAAGAACUUCCACCGUUGGAAGAGUUAAAGGUUUUGCCGUCGGAUGAAGGCUUCAGUUGGGCAAAUGAAAAUUACAGUUCUUGGCAGAGGUCUAUUGAUGUAUGGUCCUUUGUUCUUUCUUUACGUGUUCGUGUUCUUUUGGAUAAUGCGAAAUGGGCGUAUGUGGGUGGCUUUACAGAAGAAAAGCAGAAAAGCAGAAGGCGAAAAACUGCUUCAUGGCUAAGGGAAUGUGUAUUACAGCUCGGUCCAACUUUCAUUAAACUUGGACAGUUAUCAUCAACAAGGUCUGAUUUGUUUCCCCGAGAAUUUGUGGAUGAACUCGCAAAAUUGCAGGACAAGGUCCCUGCUUUCUCCCCAAAGAAAGCGAGAGGUUUUAUCGAGAGUGAGUUAGGAGCUCCCGUUAAUGUAUUGUUUAAAGAGUUCGAAGACCAGCCAAUUGCUGCUGCGAGUCUUGGUCAGGUUCAUCGCGCAAUUCUGCACAACGGGGAAAAAGUAGUUAUCAAAGUUCAAAGGCCUGGCUUGAAGAAGCUUUUUGACAUUGACUUGCAAAACUUGAAGCUGAUUGCGGAGUAUUUUCAGAGAAGUGAAACUCUAGGUGGUCCAACUAGAGAUUGGAUCGGCAUAUAUGAAGAAUGUGCAACGAUUUUGUAUCAAGAAAUUGAUUAUAUAAAUGAAGGGAAGAAUGCUGAUAGGUUCCGUCGAGAUUUUCGAAACAUAAAGUGGGUCCGAGUACCUCUAGUUUAUUGGGAUUAUACAGCUAUGAAGGUGUUGACCUUGGAGUAUGUACCAGGUAUUAAAAUAAAUCAAGUGGAUACAUUGACGUCUCGUGGUUAUGAUCGAGAUAGGAUCUCAUCACGUGCUAUUGAGGCAUACUUGAUUCAGAUAUUGAAAACAGGAUUCUUUCACGCUGAUCCACAUCCUGGAAAUCUUGCUAUUGAUGUUGAUGAAUCAAUUAUUUACUACGACUUUGGCAUGAUGGGGGAGAUAAAAUCUUUUACCCGAGAGAGAUUGCUUGAACUUUUUUAUGCUGUUUAUGAAAAGGAUGCCAAAAAGGUUAUGCAAUGCCUUAUUGAUCUUGGAGCACUCCAACCGACUGGAGACCUUUCAGCUGUUAGGAGAUCUGUACAGUUCUUCUUGGACAAUCUUCUAAACCAAACGCCAGAUCAACAGCAGACAUUGUCUGCAAUUGGAGAGGAUUUGUUUGCAAUAGCCCAAGACCAGCCAUUCCGGUUUCCAUCUACCUUCACCUUUGUUAUUAGAGCAUUUUCUACACUUGAAGGCAUAGGUUACACACUCAAUCCAGAUUUCUCCUUUGUGAAGAUUGCUGCACCUUAUGCACAGGAACUUCUAGAUAUAAGGCAAAGACGAAGAACCGGGCCACAAUUCGUCGAGCAGAUAACAAAGCAAGCAAAUGACGUAAGAACAAAUUCCAUGUCAAUGCCAUACAGAGUUCAAAGAAUAGAGGAGUUUGUAAAACAAGUUGAGGCAGGGGAUCUGAAACUCCGAGUUCGAGUACUAGAGUCUGAAAGAGCUGCUCGGAAAGCGACAGUGUUACAAAUGGCUACUAUGUACACUGUAUUAGGAGGAACCCUGCUAAAUAUUGGUGUUAAUUUGAGUAGCCAAGGCAAUCAAACUUUUUCAAAUGGAUCAUUUGUUGGUGCAGGUAUUUUAUUCACACUAUUCUUGAGGUCUAUGCAAAGGGUAAAUAAGCUUGACAAGUUUGAGAAAAUGUUAUGA
This is a messenger RNA of Lathyrus sativus (Indian pea), 2118 nucleotides long. NCBI's taxonomy places the organism in Eukaryota, Viridiplantae, Streptophyta, Magnoliopsida, Fabales, Fabaceae. The record is from the annotation of a GenBank genome assembly.